CCUACAUAAUUAGGGAAAGAAAAUGAAGAAGAUACUUUUUACACAGCUAUCAUUCUAAAUACACUUAUGACUUCACCUCAGCUGGACAACUUAAAUGGUAGUGAUCUUAUAAUGUGUAGACUCUCUCAUUGAAAAAGACAAAGCCACUGAUUUGACUGCGGCCGCAGAGAUCCUAUUCCAAUAUACCCACUUGCCUUAUUUGCCUGUAUACACUGUGUUCAUUGUUUCUUCUUCCGCUUUUUGCUACUUGCUGCUGCUUUUCACUACAACUUGGCCUUUGUUUUCUUCCACAUAUUAGCAUUUAGCCCCUUGAAUUGGCAACGGCGAUGAGCAGAAAAUAAUCAGAAGUAUUAUCCUUGGAAAGAGCACUGUACUAGUGGUGCUGUUUUUUCUUAUUUUUGUAACUCCUGAUUGGAUGUCUUACGCAGCUUCUAGAGUUGUGGGCAAUUAGACCCAUCUAACUUUCUACUUAUGAAUAGCUCAAGCACAAGGGCUGCUAAAGCGGGAUUAUUUAAGUUGAAAGGUUGUUAGUCCGAUCGGUGAUAAUUAUUUGCAGGUUUUCUAAAUCGACCAACAAUAAAGAAAAUCUGCACAAAUGGUGGACUGCAACUAAGUGGAUCCGAUCAGGUCGAAAUAUGGAGUUGAGGUCAUUAGAGUCAUUAAGCAGAAACAUGUACUUUUCGGCAUCUGAAGAACCCUAAUUCACCUCUGGUAAAACUCUAUGUAAAUUGAUUUUUUACCAUAUUGACGACGAUUCAUCAAAGGCUGGUAGAUAGUCGAUAUACAACUGUUUAUAGUCAUUUUCACUGCCAAUCACUGCGGUUGCAAUAUACUACUACUCAUCCUAUUUGUCAAGGGAAAAAUUGACUUAGGAAGUACAGUAGUAUUUCUUUUAUUCCCACUUGUGCUAGCUAGCUAGUACAGAAUAUUAUUACUACUAGAUGGAUUUUAAUUAUACUUUGGGACUCGGGGGUGGUGAUUCAAAGGAGGCAUCUGACAGUGAUGCUGGUGGAAGCUCCGGUGGCGGCGGAGCAGCCGGGACUUCCAACCGCCGCCCUCGAGGCCGUCCACCUGGAUCCAAAAAUAAGCCCAAGCCUCCAAUUAUUGUUACAAGAGAUACCCCUAAUGCACUCCGAUCUCAUGUGCUUGAAGUUUCCGCGGGUGCAGAUGUAAUGGAAAGUGUGUCCAAUUACGCUAGGCGAAGGGGGAGAGGUGUUUGUAUUCUCAGUGGUAGCGGCACAGUCAAUAACGUCAACAUUCGUCAACCUGCUUCCCCUGCUGGGAGUACUGUAAUUACACUUCACGGCCGUUUUGAGAUACUUUCACUAUCUGGGACUAUUCUUCCUCCGCCCGCACCGCCCGGGUCGAGUGGACUCUCUAUAUUUUUGUCAGGUGGACAAGGCCAAGUUGUUGGAGGAUCUAUCGUUGGGCCUUUGAUGGCAUCAGGUCCUGUUGUAUUGAUGGCUGCUUCCUUUGCUAAUGCGGUGUUUGAACGGCUGCCGUUGGAGGAAGAGGAGGGGGUUGCUGCUGCUACUACACAGGUACUCUUAUAGCAGGUUGUUUGACUUAUUUUUCAGAGGUAAUUAGUUCCAUUUAUUAUGGAUUAUUACUUGUAAUUUUAAAUGAUUUAAUAAUGUAAAAUUCAGGUCCGUAGAAUUUGAAGUCUUAUAUAUAGAUACUAGAUUUAAUUUUGUCUCGUGAAAAUAGUCUCUCUACUCAUCCGAAGCAGGGGUAAGGUCUGCGUACACACUAACUUCCCAGACCCCCCACUUGUGAAAUUUCAAUGGGUUGUUGUUGUUGUAUAUAUAGAUACUAGGUACAUGUUUGGUUUUAUCCAUACGACUUUUAGGAUAUCAUGUGCAUGAAUUUUAUGUUAUUUGAGGUAAGUCAAACCUCUCGAUAACAACUUCAUUACAACCUCAUUUGUUCCGAUAUUUUUUGCAUGUUAUAGUGAAAUGUUGUU
Messenger RNA from Nicotiana tabacum (common tobacco), 1963 nucleotides. The record is from RefSeq and is a predicted model, not a curated record. Lineage: Eukaryota; Viridiplantae; Streptophyta; Magnoliopsida; Solanales; Solanaceae.